Messenger RNA from Eptesicus fuscus (big brown bat), 5440 nucleotides. It is a transcript of the gene NRAP, whose product is annotated as nebulin related anchoring protein. Bases 89 to 5281 code for a protein of 1730 amino acids. The transcript is spliced from 42 exons. Gene Ontology annotation, biological process: cardiac muscle thin filament assembly. NCBI's taxonomy places the organism in Eukaryota, Metazoa, Chordata, Mammalia, Chiroptera, Vespertilionidae. Gene Ontology annotation, molecular function: actin filament binding. Gene Ontology annotation, cellular component: Z disc. The record is from RefSeq and is a predicted model, not a curated record.
AUUUGCAAGACUUGAAGGACCAGACCGAGGCUUCUCCUUGGAUUCCUUGCCUGUUACCUGCCUCUGUCGCCUCCCCGGGGAAGUCAGGAUGAAUGUGCAGGCUUGCUCUAGAUGUGGCUAUGGAGUGUACCCCGCUGAGAAGAUCAGCUGCUUAGAUCAGAUAUGGCACAAAGCGUGUUUUCACUGUGAAGUUUGCAAGAUGAUGCUGUCUGUUAAUAACUUUGUGAGUCACCAGAAAAAGCCAUACUGUCACGCUCACAACCCCAAGAUCAACACUUUCACGAGUGUCUAUCAGACGCCAUUAAAUGUAAACAGGAGGAAGUCUCCAGGAGACCUCCAUGGGGUUGAUGAGCAAGAGGAUGGUGGAAGGUUUAAAUCGGUGUUUCAGUGGGACAUGGAAUCCAAGGACGGGGCAACUACAUCUAAUGAGCGGCCAUUGGUGAACGAGAGACCCUAUUGGACUGGAUACGGGGAAGGGAAUGCUUGGUGCCCAGGAGCUCUGCCAGACCCUGAAAUCGUAAGGAUGGUUGAGGCUCGAAAGUCUCUUGGUGAGGAGUACACAGAAGACUAUGAGCAACAGAGGGGCAAGGGGAGCUUCCCAGCCAUGAUCACGCCUGCUUAUCAAAGGGCCAAGAGAGCCAGCCAGCUGGCCAGCCAAGUGGAAUACAAGAGAGGGCACGAUGAGCGAGUCUCCAGGUUCACCACAGUGGCGGACACUCCUGAGCUGCUACGGGCCAGGGCUGGGGGACAGCUUCAAAAUGAUGUGAUCUACACUGAGGACUAUGAACAGCAGAGAGGCAAAGGCAGUUUUCCUGCUAUGAUCACACCUGCUUAUCAGAUAGCCAAAAGGGCCAAUGAGCUGGCGAGUGAUGUGAGGUACCAUCAACAAUAUCAAAGAGAAAUGAAGGGAAUGGCUGGCUCAGCCACGGCAGCCGAGGCCACAUUAGCGAGGGACUAUGUGGACCAGUGUGGUCAGGGUUACUUGGAGGACGAUGAGGAGCACAGAGGGAAGGGCAGCUUCCCCGCCAUGAUCACCCCAGCUUAUCAGAACGCCAAGAAAGCCCACGAACUCGCUAGUGAUAUAAAAUACAGGCAGGACUUCAACAGGAUGAAAGGUGCUGCUCAGUACCACUCCCUCCCGGCCCAGGACAACUUGGUUCUGAAGCGGGCUCAGAGCGUGAACAAGCUUGUGAGCGAGGUGGAGUAUAAGAAGGAUCACGAAAGUAGUAAAGGUCACAGUAUCAACUACUGUGAAACACCUCAAUUCAGGAACGUGAGCAAGAUCUCAAAAUUCACCAGUGAUAAUAAAUAUAAAGAAAACUACCAGAACCACAUGAGAGGCCACUAUGAAGGAGUUGGUAUGGACAGACGGACUCUCCAUGCGAUGAAAGUUGGAAGUCUGGCCAGCAACAUUGCCUACAAAGAGGAUUAUAAACACGAUGUUGUCGACUACAACUACCCAGCCACUCUCACUCCUUCCUAUCAAACAGUCAUGAAACUCGUUCCCUUGAAAGAUGUCAACUACAGGCAAAGCAUUGACAAGUUGAAGUACAGCUCUGUGACCAACACCCCUCAGAUUGUUCAAGCCAAAAUCAAUGCCCAGCAACUGAGUCAUGUGAAUUACCGUGCUGACUAUGAGAAAAACAAGUUGAAUUACACACUGCCCCAGGAUGUACCUCAACUGGCGAAGGCCAAAACUAAUGCCGAGCUCUUUAGCGAGAUUAAGUACAAAGAAGGCUGGGAAAAGUCCAAGGGGAAAGGAUUUGAAAUGAAGCUGGAUGCCAUAUCUCUGCUGGCCGCCAAAGCCUCCGGAGAGCUUGCUAGCAAUAUUAAAUACAAAGAAGAAUAUGAAAAAAGCAAAGGCAAAGCCAUGGGAACUACGGACUCUAGGCUUCUGCACUCCCUGCAGGUUGCCAAGAUGAGCAGCGAGGUUGAAUACAAGAAAGGCUUUGAAGAGAGCAAGACCCACUUUCACCUGCCCAUGGAUAUGGUAAACAUCAGGCACGCUAAGAAGGCCCAAGCUCUGGCCAGUGACCUGGACUACAGGAAAAAGCUGCAUGAAUACACCGUGCUGCCCGAAGAUAUGAAGACACAGUGGGCCAAGAAAGCCUACGGGCUCCAGAGCGAGCUGCAGUACAAAGCUGACCUGGCGUGGAUGAAAGGCGUGGGGUGGCUGACGGAGGGCAGUCUCAAUUUGGAACAGGCCAAGAAGGCUGGACAGCUGGUCAGCGAGAAAAACUACAGGCAGAGGGUGGACGAGCUGAAGUUCACCAGUGUGGCCGACAGCUCCCAGAUGGAGCACGCCAAGAAGAGCCAGGAGCUGCAGAGCGGGGUGGCCUACAAGGCAGGAAACGAACAGUCCCUCCACCAGUACAGCAUCAGCAAAGACGAACCCCUCUUCUUACAGGCCCGAGCCAAUGCUGCCAAUCUCAGCGAGAAACUGUAUAAGAGCAGCUGGGAAAACCAGAAGGCAAAAGGCUUUGAGCUUCGUCUUGACUCCUUGGCCUUCCUGGCAGCCAAAGCCAAGAGGGACCUGGCCAGUGAGGUGAAGUACAAGGAGGACUAUGAGAGGUCCAGAGGAAAGCUCAUUGGGGCCCAGGGUGCCCAGGGCGACUCCCAGAUGAGCCACUCCCUGCAAAUGUCCAAGCUGCAGAGCGACCUGGAGUACAAAAGGGGAUUCGAGGACACCAAGUCCCAGUGCCACGUCUCCCUAGACAUGGUCCACCUUGUGCACGCCCGCAAGGCUCAGCAUUUAGCCACAGACGUAGGCUACAAGACGGCAUCUCAUCACUUUACAGCUCUGCCCACGGACAUGAAGGUGGAAUGGGCCAAGAAGGCCUACGGUUUACAGAGUGAUAACCAAUACAGGGCAGAUGUGAAGUGGAUGAAAGGCGCGGGCUGGGUCGCCGUCGGGUCAUUAAAUGUGGAGCAGGCGAAGAAGGCAGGAGAACUCAUUAGCGAGAAGAAGUACCGUCAGCAUCCAGAUGCUUUGAAGUUUACCAGUAUUAAAGACACUCCGGAGAUGGUCCAGGCCAGAAUUAGUUACACCCAAGCAGUGGAUAGGUUAUACAAGGAACAAGGAGAAAACAUAAAGCAUCAUUACACGCAGACAGCCGACCUCCCGGAAGUCCUGCUGGCCAAGCUGAAUGCCAUGAACAUCAGCGAGACACGGUAUAAGGAAUCCUGGAGCAAACUUCGAGACGGCGGGUAUAAGCUGAGACUGGAUGCCAUCCCGUUCCAGGCGGCGAAGGCCUCCGGUGAAAUCAUCAGCGACUACAAAUACAAAGAGGCAUUUGAGAAAAUGAAAGGGCAGAUGCUCGGCUCCCGGAGCUUGGAAGACGAUAUCAGCCUUGCGCAUUCAGUGUACGCCAGCUCGCUGCAGAGUGAAGUGAAUUACAAGAAAGGCUUUGAACGCUCAAAGGCACAGUUCCAUCUGCCGUUGGACAUGGUCACCCUGGUGCAUGCCAAGAAGGCUCAGAGCCUGGCCAGCGACCAGGACUACAGACACCCGCUCCCCCAGUACACGUCCUUGGCGGAGGACCUGAGGCUCAGCUGUGCCAAGAGAGCUCACAAGUUGCAGAGCGAGAAUGAGUACCGGUCGGACUUGAACUUCAUGCGAGGGGUGGCCUGUGUCAUUCCAGGCACGUUAGAGAUCGAAGGAAGGAAAAGAGCGUCUGAACUCAUCAGUGAGAGCAAAUACCGUCAGCAUCCCCAGUCAUUCAAGUACACAGCUGUGACAGACACCCCCAGCCUCCUUCAAGCAAAACUCAGCAACCAGAUUACGAACGAGCGCCUCUACAGAGCAGCCGGGGAGGAUGCGAGACACCAGUACACGAUGACCCUGGGGCUGCCCGAGUUCGUCCGAGCGAAAACAAAUGCGGCCAACCUGAGUGACGCAAAAUACAAGGAGUCUUGGCAUAAUCUCCGCGCUCAAGGCUACAAGCUGACAAUAGACGCGCUCCCCUUCCAGGCUGCUCGGGUCUCUGGAGAUAUCGCCAGUGAUUUUCUCUACAGACACGACUUUGUGAAGGAGCGAGGGAGGCUGAUCGGGGCGCGGAGUGUCAGCGACGACCCCCGGCUCCGGCACUGCCGGCGGGUGGGCCAGCUGCAGAGCGAGCUCCAGUACAGGAGGCAGGCAGUGGGCAGCCACGCCCAGUACCACCUGCCCAUGGACAUGGUGCCCCUGGUCCACGCCAGGAAGGCCCAGGCCCUGGCCAGCGACCACGACUACAGGACACGGUGCCACGAGUUCACGGCGCUGCCCGAGGACCUGAAGAUGGCCUGGGCCAAGAAAGCUCACGCCCUGCAGAGUGAGUUUCGCUACAAGUCAGACCUGAUGGGCAUGAAGGGCACAGGAUGGCUGGCGCUGAGCUCCCCGCAGAUAGAGAGUGCAAAGAAGGCUGGAGAGCUCAUCAGCGAGACCAAGUACCGGAAAAAACCAGACAGUCUCAAGUUCACCUCGGUCGUCGACUCCCCGGACAUGGUUCAUGCCAAGAACAGCUACCUGCACUGCAGUGAGCGCCUGUACAGGUCCGGGGAUGCGGAAUCCCUGCACAGAUUCACCCUGAUCCCCGACCACCCCGACUUCAUCAGAGCCCGCCUCAACGCGCUGCACCUGAGCGAUAAAGUCUACAGAAACUCUUGGGAGCAGACUCGGGCUGGCGGCUACGACUUCAGGCUGGACGCCAUCCCGUUCCAGACCGCCCGGGCGUCCAGGGAGAUCGCCAGUGACUUUCGGUACAAAGAGGCCUUCCUGCGGGACCGGGGCCUGCAGAUCGGGUACCGCAGCGUCAACGACGACCCAAGGAUGAGGCAUUUCCUCAGCGUCGGCAAGCUCCAGAGUGACAAUGAGUACAAGAAGGACUUUGCUAGGAAUCGGUCCCGGUUCCACAGCCGCCCAGACCAGCCCGGCUUCCUCCAGGCCAAGAGGAGCCAGCAGCUGGCCAGCGACGUGUGCUACAGGCAGCCCUUGCCCCAGCCCACCUGCGACCCGGAGCAGCUGGGCCUGAAGCACGCACAGAGGGCCCACCAGCUGCAGAGUGAUGUCAAGUACAAAUCAGACUUGAACCUGACCAGAGGUAUUGGCUGGACCCCUCCUGGCUCCUACAAAGUGGAGAUGGCUCGGCGGGCUGCAGAACUGGCCAAUGCAAGGGGCCUGGCUCUCCAGGGGGCUUACAGAGGGCCAGAGGCUGUGGAGCCCGGAGAUCACCAGAGGGGGGAUGUGAACCCAGAUGCCACUGAGAUUCUGCACGUCAAGAGGAGGAAGGUGCUGCCGUUGUGAGCAAGUGGGUCCACCCAGGAUUCUCGGGAGAGAUGCUGGAGAGGAAGCUUGCACGCCAGCGACAGGCCUAGGUGGCUUCAGCUUGGGCGAGCUGUGCAACGAACAGCACACCAGCCAUGCCCUGGUCGCCUUUAUUAAAGUAACAAGUCUGUGAAAGCA